This is a messenger RNA of Myotis myotis, 387 nucleotides long. RefSeq names its product peptidyl-prolyl cis-trans isomerase A-like. The record is from RefSeq and is a predicted model, not a curated record. Gene Ontology annotation, molecular function: peptidyl-prolyl cis-trans isomerase activity. Gene Ontology annotation, biological process: protein peptidyl-prolyl isomerization. NCBI's taxonomy places the organism in Eukaryota, Metazoa, Chordata, Mammalia, Chiroptera, Vespertilionidae.
AUGAGCUCCUUCACCCUGACUCCAGCUCCCUGCCGGCUGUCUCCAGCAGAGCUGGAUGCAAAGAAGAAGAGAAAGGAAUAUUUAUGUGCCGGUGGUGACUUCACACGCCAUAAUGGCACAGGCGGCAAGUCCAUCUAUGGGGAGAAAUUUGAGGAUGAGAACUUCAUCCUGAAACAUACAGGUCCUGGCAUCUUGUCCAUGGCCACUGCUGGACCCAACACAAGUGGUUCAUAGUUUCUCAUCUGCUCUGAGUGGGGGGGCAGGCACGUGGUCUUCAGCCAGGUGACAGAAGGCCUGGAUAUAGUGACAGCCAUGGAGCACUUUGCGUCCAGGAAUGGCAAGACCAGCAAGAAGAUCACCAUUGCUGACUGCGGGCAACUCGAAUAA